AUGGGAAGAGAAUAGAGCCAAAUAUCUAGAAGAACUUGCAAUGGAUCUAAUUGAAAAUCAGUUCAAGCGUUUGGUUAUGGACGAUACGGUUCUUAAUUUACAUGUGUACGUCGAAGAUGUGUACGAAACACGAAUUGGCCCGAAUGAUGCCAAUCUGAGCAUGCUGAAGAUGAUGAAAGCAAUAGAGGAAAAGUAUCGCCAUGAACUCUUAAGUCUUGAUAAGGUUCCCAGUGAACAAGUUCAAAUGUUGGAGGGAAGCUGUUACGAAGAACAAAUAAGAGUGAUGCGAUUAGCGGAAAAGGCAGCCAAGCAGUAUGCAGAGUUAGAAAGACUGACGUACAGACUGAAUAAAGCAUUCGCUCCACCACAUGAAAAAUUUCAUGGAAAAGAGGCAAAGAAGCGUUCACGACCAAUUGAACCCCCACAGGAAUUAGAAGCCCCUCCACGUAGUCUUACAGAAGAGGAAGAGGAAUAUUUAGAGUUCUUUACUGAUUUCUGUAAACAAACAGAUGAUCCUGAAAAUUAUGGUAUCAAUACUAAAGAUGGGGGAAGCGGUGCUGCUGUAGCUACACCGUUUUAUGAGCAAGAUAGCAAAGCCAAAUAUGGCCGACUCAAAGGAUUAUCAGUUGUGGAAAGAAUAAUCAUAACGAAUACAUAAUAAUCCGUUGAAGUGUAACUCGAUAUAAUUAUUAGAAAGAAGUUCAGAACAAA
Molecule: messenger RNA, 711 nt
Organism: Leptinotarsa decemlineata (Colorado potato beetle)
Lineage: Eukaryota; Metazoa; Arthropoda; Insecta; Coleoptera; Chrysomelidae
Product: cilia- and flagella-associated protein 100
Source: RefSeq, a predicted model, not a curated record